CGAUUAUGACAACAAUGUGUAAAUGGACAUUAUAAACACUACAAUUUUUAUCGAUAAUUCGCGGACUUACAGUGUUUUAUUUGUUUUAACAAAAGUUUUUAGAAUAUACUGACUUUGCUAGAUUAUGCAGUAACCACCCCUUAUAGUCCAUAUUAUCAAUCCAUAAUGGAGCAUGUUUAUGAAGAGAUUGCCAGUCCCAUAAAACAGAUGAGAUUGGAAGAUGAUGUGUGUAGCCUACAACCAGACAGUUCAUAUCCACAGUCAAGUUCAACACCAAAGGCCAAUCAUUCCUGUCCUAGCAGAACAUCAUCUGGUACUGAGGAUUCCCAUCCUGGCAGCUGUAGUUCCCAACACAGUAACCAGGGUAGACCAUUCAGUGUUCUGGUUCCCAACAACAAUCAGAGACUGGUUCCCAAGUCGAAGACAAAACCUCUGAAAGUGUUGCAGAAUCAAGGACAGCUAAAGAUUUCAGCCUAUAUGAAUUUUGGACUUCUAACUGUGCAUGUUGUACAAGGAAGACAUUUGUCCUCAAAACAGAGACCAUUGUGCGAUUCUUUUGUCAAAAUGUCCCUGAUUCCUGAUGACAGUAAGAGAUGUAGGUGUAAAACUGAUGUUAGAGGAGAAACCAACAACCCGUUAUAUGAUGAUAAAUUCUCUUUUGAGCUUUUAGAAGAAGACUAUCACAAGAGAUUAUAUAUUUCUGUUUGGAAUAAGGAUCAGUCCACAAGCAUGUGUGAAUUUCUUGGGUGCAUGUCAUUUGGAGUCAGACACUUGCUGAAUCCAAACAAGGAUAUUACUGGUUGGUACUACUUGUUAACAGAAGAGAUUGGGAGAAAAAAACAUUUACAAGUAUCAAGUAAACAGAGAUCUCUGCAAGUCAAACAUCAGCCAGUCCCACCAGUUAACCAAGAUGUUUGGGGAAUGGAAUCUCUUACAAUUACAUUGGAGAGAGGGAAGCAUGGUUAUGGAUUUUCUGUUGUGGAGGAAUCCCCUGUAAAAGUAGGAAGAGUUGACCGAGCUUCCCCUGCUGAGACAGCUGGUUUAUAUCCUGGGGAUUGUAUCAUCAAAGUCAAUGGGCAGAAUGUGUCAAGGUCACAGGCUGGCAGUGUGGCAAAGCUUGUCAAAAAUGGAGGACAACAUCUCAUCGUAGAAGUUCAAAGGUUAAAACAGGUUUCCAGCGAAACAUUAGAUAAGACUGAAGUCAAUAAACAACCUUCUAUGUCAGCCUAUGAUUAUCUUCCCAUGAGAGAAUUACAGAAUUACCAGAACUACAGAGCUAUGCAGAAUUACCAAAACAAUGACUGUAAUACCUACCAAAACAUGCAUACUAGAAAGCUUACAGACUUCCCUAGGGUACCAGUUCAUCAGCAGAAUGUUAGAGUGACAGAGUAUCAGAACAUAGGAGGACUGGAUUAUCCUAUUAACAGGGUACCAGAUUAUCAGACUAAAAACUAUGUUGCCAUGAGAAACACACGUGAUUGCCAUGAUGGAUCUGAUGCAGACUACUCCGAUAACGACUGUAAAGAGAAUGAAUUCUCUGUUGACGAGGGGAUUUACUCAUUACCGAGUAACCUGAUAACCAGCACACCUCUUCCACUUCUCUGUAAUGGCUAUCAGACUGUGCAAUCAACAGAAAAGAGAAGACAGGAAGCCAUUCAUCGUCUGCUCACUGUAGAAAUGGAUUUCAUUGACCUGAUGCAUGCUGGGAUGCAAAGAUACUCAAGACCUUUACGUCACUGUAUUCUAUCUCAGUUACAACACUCAGCACUUUUCCAAAAUGUUGAAAAGUUGGUCACAAUAUCAGAAUAUCAUGUAAAACAGAUGCAGGAUAACAUGAACUCAUCAGACACAGACACCAGUACAUCAGUGUCCAGUAGUGAUAAUGGUCACCAGUUUGUACAACAUCUCUGUAUGAUCUAUCAAUCAAAGGUGAAUAUGAUCUGUCAAGCUUAUGAUUUGUAUGCUAGAGGAAUAGCAGGAGCCAAUCAUUCACUAGCCGAACUUAAAAAAAAUCCAGAAUUUAUCAAGUUUGUCAAGGAACCAAAACUGCAAUCAAGUCAGCCAUCUAUCAGUGCCUUUAUCUACAGACCUGUACAACAUGUCAAUGAACUAUACCAGACACUUAAAGAAAUCUUCCUUAAUACAGAUAAUCAGAGUCGAGACUUCCAGGGAUUAAAACAUGUUGUAGAAGUUUUACAAGAGUGUGUUAAUGGAAUCUCAAACUACAGCUGUGUUGAUCGUGUUUUAAGUCUGUCGUCAUUAACCUCGUCAUCAGCUUCCGAAGGUCACAAGUCAAGGUCAUCCAGUUCUGACAGCAGUAGUUCACAUCCAUCCAAAGUUCCAGUUUCCUGUUCUUUGAGAUCGAUGGAUUCUGAAGUAAUGAGGAUCCAGGAUAAACUGGUUUUCCCACCAAAUGUUCCUGUGUUUCAGCUGUGUAAAGAAGAAAGACACUUGAUUUAUGCAGGUGAACUGUUUAAAUGUGAAGGCAACCAGUGGAUGAAGGUACAUGUGAUGUUGUUCUCUGAUUUGUUGGUGGAAACUGAACAUGACCGUGAUGGACAUCUGAAAGUCAUUCAUGAACCACUUAAUCUGAAAGACUUGAAUGGAAUUGAGGCUCUGAGAAGUCAUGGUACAGAGUUUGUUUUACAUUUCCUGUUGAGAGAUUUUGCCACCAAUCAGAUGAGACAUGCCAAGUUAAUAUUCAGAGCUCCCAACAUGGAACAGAAAUUUACUUGGAAAAGUUUACUAGAACAGAAAGUGACAUCUGCUGGAGGAACACUGCAACACUUCAGUUCUAUGAGUGAUUGUUCAGAGACAGGUGUGCUGAUCUGAACAGACGUAUCAUGUUAUCUCCCUUGAUAACAUUUGGCUCAUGAGUUGUCUCCCUUGGAUGACCUUUGCUAGAUAAUGUGUUAUCUCCCCUUUAUAACACAGCAGAUUUAGUGUGUGUGAACAGAGAGUGCUGUUCCAGUGACAAAGACAGACUAUCAGAUAAUUGAGGAGGAAGAUGCUGGAUUGAAAAGGCAGAAUUUCAUGAACAACAAUUGUUCUGACUAAUGUAUGCAGCAGAAAUGGAUGUAAGAUCAAAGAAAACCUGAGAAUGUGAAAUACAAUACUUUUUAUUUAUUUAAGCAAUUUUGUUUUGUGCAGUUUGAAAAAUACUCUAAGUUUAGUGUAGUCUGUAUAGUUAAUGAGAGAAGCUUGUGACUGAAAACUGAUUAUUAGAACAAAAAAAUCUACAGAAGGUGCAGUAAUUAUUGUUCAAGCUUACUAUUUGCAUGUUAUGUUUUGUGUGCAGUGUGUUAUGUUUUCACUGUAUAUUUGUACAUUUUUUGUGCAGUGUGUUCUGUUUUCACUGUAUAUUAUUUGUGCAGUGUGUUCUGUUUUCACUGUAUAUUAUUUGUGCAGUGUGUUCUGUUUUCACUGUAUAUUAUUUGUACAUUUUUUAUGCACCAUUAGUGCUAUAUAUUAACUCAUGCACAGAUUUGUUGUACAAUUAUUUAUUUUUCACAAAGCAAUAAAUAUUUUGUGUUAUUACCUCUUAAUUUUCUACUACCUCUGUCCCUUACUGAUGACAUCAACUAUAUACAAUAUUUUAAAAAAAACAUUUUGUUGCUUUCCAAUUUUGUAGUUUUGUCUCUAAAAAAUAUUUUGUAGGGAUACAUUUUUGUGGUCCCAGUUUGAGAAAGAAAUGUUUCAUUUUAGAUUUAUUUCUUAUUGGGCUUUUCAUUUCCUAGAUAAAAUCUAUCCAUGAAAUAUUGAAAUUAAAACCCAAAUAAAACAUUUUGCUAAUAAGUCUCGAGGCGCUUUCUCUAUUUCACAAAAAAAAAAAGAAGAGAUAAAUGGGGACCAAUUAUAGUUUGUGAAGAAACACUGGAAUAAUAACCAGUUCAGUAAGUCUGUAGUCAAACAUGUAUUGUGAAAUUAGAUUGUGACCGUGAUACCCUUUAAUACAUGUACCAUCAUAUUGAUAAACUAGUAAUAUGAUUUAUCACUGAAUUCUGUUUUCAAUAAAAAGAAAAUUUUUGGGAUUUGUUUGAUUAACUGAUCAGAGAAGACACAAAGUACACAAAUGUACUCGUAAAAAAUUGGUAGAAGAUUUUUAUAAAAUAAACACAAAAAUUAAAUUUAUCAAUAUUUUAGUUUUGCGCAAGGCAGUAGAUCGGCAUUAUGUUUUUCAUUCUGUGCAUCCAGGUUAAAGUUUUGGUUUCAGGUAGUGUACCAUGAAGUUGUAGACAUGUCAACUUGAAACUAAAAACAUAGUACACAUGUUCUUCAUGAACUUUUUAAAAUAAAUGCCAAAUUCAGGUUUUGACCCAAAUUUUUUCUUGAUUUAAUCAUCUUAUAGUUUUGUUUUCCCUGACAUACUAUAUAUAUGGCUGUCUUGGAUAUACAAAAAAGAACGACAUGCAUGAAGUAUUUCAUUUGUUUAACUAGUCAAUAUUAAUUUACAAUCUCAAUUUUAGUUCGUUUUUUCACUAAGAUUGUUAUGAAAAAUGGCAAACAUAUAUUUCAAGCUUUUUGUUGAAAUAUGAAUUUGUCAGUCUCCUAUGAGAUAUCCCACAAGGAAGACUCUUCUAUAAUCAACCAUCCAUGGAAUAUUAAUUCAGAUCUUGUGAAUCACAAUUAAUUAAGAGGUCUUCCCGCUAUUUCUGCAAUAUCCCUUUAUAUGGUAGAUAUUUUUUCUUAUAACUUGCAUGUAUGCACAGUUUUAAACAGUUGUGUGUCUGAAUAUAUGAUAUUUAUAUCAAAUCAUUUUACUGAAGUUUUCUAUUAUUAAUGUUUUUGAUUUUAAAAAAAAACAUUUUUAAAGAAAAAGAACUAGAAUAGAUUUUUGAUCAAGGAAAUUUUUAAAACAAAGAAAAAUAUACUGAUACAUAUCAACAAUGUUAAAAUUCAUUAACACAUAUUUCUUACCAAACUUCUUUAAUUGUUAUAGAUGUUUUUAUACAGUUUUACCUGACUCAUUUUUGAUAAGUUUUAUAAUAUAAUUCCAAUACAUGGUAUGAUCAUUUUUGAUUUUUUAAUGGUUUAUGUUUUAUAGUACGUUUACUUAUUGUGUAUGUUUCAGUUCUGAAGGUUUAUAUUAGUCAAGUAACUGACUUUAAGUGAACCUCCCUGUGUUGUUAGGCAAUACCAAAAAAAUCAUUUUUUAGCUCAGGGCACUUUAAUUUUUUUUUUCACAUGUCCGGGAUGCUACGUUUGUGUACCAGAAACUACAUGCUAUGACACCAAAGAAAAUGCUAUCUUAGUCACAUGUUUUUCAGUACUUCAUCACGUUGAACAUCAAAUAAUUAGAUCUUUAAACCGUUCAAAAACAUUUUCAAGGUUGGGAUUUGUUAUGUGUGAAGGAUACCUAAACUUGGAAUAAUUUACUGCCAUAUUUUGCUUAUUUAAAAGAAUAAAAGGUCAAUGCAGCAGCCAUUGAAAAACAUGUGAAAUGCUAAAUUUUUUGUCGAAUUUAAAAACUUAAAUAUGUAAAAAGUUGCUUGAAAUACUUACUGAAAAUAACACUUAUAAAAAGAUUUAAAAAUUAAAAUGUAAAUUAUUUUUUUUGAAAUAGAGUUUUGUACUUUGAUACACAUGAUUUACCAAAUGUGUUCAUAUUUAAAAUAGAUUUAGAAUGUUAUGUUAUUUAAAAAUGUUCCAGAUAAGAACAAAGAAUAAAAUUUUAAAGUA
Molecule: messenger RNA, 5679 nt
Organism: Mytilus californianus (California mussel)
Lineage: Eukaryota; Metazoa; Mollusca; Bivalvia; Mytilida; Mytilidae
Exons: 19
Coding region: 166-2832 (888 amino acids)
Biological process (GO): signal transduction
Cellular component (GO): nucleus; plasma membrane
Molecular function (GO): protein binding; guanyl-nucleotide exchange factor activity
Source: RefSeq, a predicted model, not a curated record